CAAAUACAAAAAUGGGGGCAUUAACCAAUGAUUCUACCGCGGGGAAGAGAAUCCGUCACUUUGUUGGCGUCGAAAGCUCUAAACAGCUCGCCUUUAUCGAUGACCUCCACAGACUCGGCUUGAGUCGUACGGUCGACCUCCCUGAACUCAUCGUUGUAGGCGACCAGAAUACCGGCAAAAGCUCCGUCCUCCAGGCCAUCACAGAAAUCUCAUUCCCCGUUGAGUCGGCAUUAUGUACUCGUUUUCCGAUCAAAAUCUCCUUCCGGCAAACCCCUGGAACGUCGACCUCUGUCCAAGCGGAGAUCCUUCCUGGCCCCAAGACUCAGGAUGACGACGUAUUUAUGGAGAGGAUAAAGAAUUUUCGGUUCACGAGUGACGAACUUAGUGCAAGUGUUAUGAAUCAGAUUAUCAAAGAGGCAACUGACCGAAUUUUCGGUGACGACAAUGGAGCAGGACAAACCUUGAGCGAUGCGAUUCUCCGAAUUGAACGAUCCGGCCCACAUGAGAUGCAUUGGACUAUUAUUGAUCUCCCAGGCUUAGUGCAAAAUCGAGGGGAAUCAUCGCUAGCCUCGAAGAAAACUGUAACAAAUGCUAAGCAAGGCAAUCACACGGAUAACGCAAAGAUAGCGAAGGAUCUGGUGCGUUCAUUUCUUGAAAAUGAGCGAAACAUUGUGCUAUGGGUAGUGGAUGACACAGAUAUAGAAAGACACAAGACUCUGGAGCUGUUCGAAGAGAUUCCCGGAUUACAAAGUCGGACUAUAGGUGUUCUGACCAAGUGUGACCGCAAACAAGAAACAUCCGAUAACUGGAUGGUAAAACUGCUUCGAAACGAGCCGUCGACCAAAAACCACCUUGAACAAGGCUGGUUUGGUCUUCGAAACAGGAAGCCUAUAGAAGCAAAUAUCAGUGAUGAAGAACGCGACCAAAAUGAGGCUGAUCUGUUUGAAAAGCCCGAAUGGGCAGGGAUUCGCAAAAGUCAGACUGGUAUCAGGGCACUUAUGGAUCACAUUGACAAGGAGCGGCGAUCUCGCAUCCAGGAAAGUAUGCCCAAGAUCAUCGGGGAAAUACGAGAUAAUCUGCGUAAUUGCGAGGCUGAGCUCGAAAAGCUCGGGGAGGUGCGCGAUAGUACGGCUGCACAACGAUAUUACGCGUUCCAAUUCUGCACUGAACUGCAGAAGUUGGCAGAUUCGGCCCUACGCGCUCGUUAUCAAGAUAUUCCAUCAGAUAAUCCCAGCAUCAUGCUUCGUUUUCGAGUCAAUCAAAGAUUGGAGCGUUUCCAAAGAGACAUUACAGACCCUGAGAAGAUCGAGCUCGGUUUGCAGUUUAUACCGAUCGAUAGAGCCCUUAACGUAUUAUCCGACCAGAGUCUCGAUCCUGAGAACUGGGUGGAGUCCAUAUCAAAGAGUGAAUCUGCAAAUAUUUAUCAAAAAAUCUACAAUGAAUCGAAGGUAUGUCAGGGGUCAAACCUGCCUGGAACUAUCAGUCCCGAAGUCGAGGAGAAGAUUUUUCGGAAACAGUCGGCUCACUGGAGAGACAUCGCCUUCGAUUUGGUCAAUGAUAUCAAAGCCCUGGUAGAGGAAUGCCACGACGUUUUUCUCAGGACAGCUAUACCGGAUAGCAGAACUCGUGGCGAGGUGAUGGCGAUGAUUUCCAAAGCACAGGAAGCCUGGAAUGCAGAGGUUGAUGCUGCGUUGGGAGAACUGAUUGAUGAUCAACAAAAGAGACCUUUGAUGACAUUUCAGCCAUAUCUUCUACGUGAAUAUCAGAGAUUCGAUCGCCAUCUGUGGAGACAAGUCGAGCAGAGCAGGAGAAAUGCAAAGGCAAGGAGAACCCCGGGGCAAUCAGAGGCAGACGGCAUAGAGGACAGGGUCGGCUCCGAUGAUGGCAGAGCCCAGAUGUCCCUUGAACUGAGCCAGAUAUUCCAUGUUCGAAAACGAUUGGAGGUCUAUUAUGAGAUUGCCAUGAACCGAUUCGUCGACAACGUGGCAAUGCAAGUGGUAGAAAGACAUGUCUUGGGUCCAAACUGUCCCCUGCUUACAGUCUCCACGAAGCUUUUGGCAAAUUUGAGUGACGAGGAUCUCCACAGAAUUGCUGGGGAAGAUGAAUCGGUCACUCGUCUGCGCGCGAGACUUAACAAGGACCGGUCCAGUUACAAGCAAGCAUUGGCGCAAUGGGAUCAAGUCCGGUAUUUUUAGCCCUAUCUGAUGUCUAGAAAGUUGUAUACAUGAAGAGUUGGUUAUUUGUGAUAUUUAUUGACUCAUGCUCUGCUUACAUCAUUUGUAACUACUUUCAAGUGAUCUAUUAUAUGCUUACAGAAAUG
Molecule: messenger RNA, 2320 nt
Organism: Talaromyces stipitatus ATCC 10500
Lineage: Eukaryota; Fungi; Ascomycota; Eurotiomycetes; Eurotiales; Trichocomaceae
Product: dynamin family GTPase, putative
Exons: 5
Coding region: 12-2195 (727 amino acids)
Cellular component (GO): microtubule; membrane; cytoplasm
Molecular function (GO): GTPase activity; GTP binding; microtubule binding
Source: RefSeq, a predicted model, not a curated record